GAACAUUUAGUGCUAAACUGUGAAAUAAUAAUUUCAUAUAAAACAAUUGAAUAAUUGAUUAUUAAAAUUCAUAAAUAAUUAUAAGUUAAUUAAAUAAUAAAUAAGCACCAUGCCGCGAUGCUACAUGGUGAAGAAAGCUUUGUGCAACAAGUAUAUGAGUGUAACUAGAGGAUUUGAUAGUUGGAGUAGGAGUAGAGAUUCUCCAUCACCUACACCAAAACAACUACCUAGUGAAACUUCGCUGACACCAGUAUUUCAAGAACGCUCAAGUACUGAAAAUGAUUCAUCAAAUAAAAUAUCAACAGAAAAAUCAUCAUACUCUGAUUCAACAUCAUCAUAUGUACAAUUAAAAAAUGAAAAAACAUCCAAAUCUGAAAUUCAAAGUGCAUCAACUAAUGAAUAUCAUGAACCGGUGAAACCAUCAACGUCAUCGUCGUCCACAGUAACCUCAAUAAAUCUAGAUUCAGAAUAUAAAAGUCAUGUGGAUUUAGACGUGGAAUCUCAUAGUGUCAUUCAAGAGCCUUUAUUUAGAGACAGAUCAGCCGCAGAAACUGAAGCAGCGCAUGAUUUAUUGGAAUUAUCUAGGUCUUUACCACCUUUACCACCUCCUAGUAUUGCAGUUGGACCUCAGAAUGUGAUAGAAACUCCAGGGACUGAAAAUGUACAGGAAAUAAGUAUUUACCAACCAACAGAAACUCCUAUUUAUCAAGUAAAUACUAUUGAUUUAGGAGGAACUACCACCGUUUAUCAGCAACAACCGACAGGAAUAAUAUACGAACCAACUACAAUAGUUCAACAAACAUCUACUGGUGUUUUUAUUCCUCUAUCACCAGUACAGGAAAUUCUUUUUACUUAUAGUACUCCUACGAUUCCUUCUAUUAUCACAGCUCAAGCUUCACCUCUUGAAGCACCUCCGCUAACACCUCCCGCAUCAGAGUGUAGUAGUGACAUUGAGAACAACAACCCCAACUCUCAACCAAAUCAACGAGACAAGGAAGUUCAAACUGUUACUGAACAAACUGAGGUCAAGGCUGCUUCGUAUACUUAUGACACACUUCUAGUUGCUGAUGGAAGGUCAAAGAAUAAGAAGCAAAUAAAUAAUGUUGUUCAGUCCAGUAAUCUUGUUACUGAAGCUAACUCUGAACCACCGGAGGCACCUAAAGCUGGACGUUAUAUCUGCUGCGAAUGUGGAAAACAAUACGCUACGUCUUCAAAUCUUUCUAGACACAAACAAACUCAUCGAAGUAUUGACUCACAAUCUGCUAAAAAGUGUAUUCACUGCGGCAAGGCCUAUGUUAGCAUGCCAGCUCUUGCGAUGCAUGUACUAACUCACAAACUCACUCAUAGCUGCGGUGUCUGUGGUAAAAUGUUUUCAAGACCCUGGUUACUUCAGGGCCAUUUAAGAAGUCAUACUGGUGAAAAACCGUAUGGUUGUGCUCACUGUGGUAAAGCAUUUGCAGACAGGUCGAAUCUACGUGCUCACAUGCAGACACACUCAGCUGACAAGAAUUAUGAGUGUCCCAAGUGCCACAAGUCCUUUGCUCUCAAGUCCUAUCUCAACAAGCAUCUUGAAUCAGCGUGUCAAAGAGAAACUAGUGAUGACAAUAGCAACGAUGUAGAUUCGCCAGGUUUUUCAGUCAAUUCUACAGACUGUGAGCUCCAAAGGAUUAAUGUACGAAGCUCUUGAAUGUUUGCUGACAAAAUGGAUUUGGAUAUGAAAUUGGAAGAAAUACGAUAUACAUCCUGAAUAAAAUGCAGUGACCUCAAUUGCCGCGAUGAAGUUGGUCUCAUCCGGCGACGAUAUCGAUUCAUCCCGCGGCGUGUGCCCCUGUCGAGGCUUAUCCCCGAGGGCUCAACGUCGCUUCAUUCUGCACACGAUUUUAUCGACCUUUCUCACUUCUUUUUCCUUUUCUCUAUUGGUCUCGCUCACUUUGCCUGUACUCCUGCACUCGUGUAUAUGCAUAGUUACAACACUCUAAAAAAAAGAUUAAAAGAGGGAGAAUAAAAACUAGAAGAAGAGAAAUGUUGUACAUCAUAUUAAUUCAAAGUGACAGAAAUCAAGACAAGAGUUUGUAUAACAAUUUUAUUGAUAACAUCAUUCUUUUAGUAGGUAAAUAAAUCAAUUAGGUAAAUUCUGAUAAUCAAAUACUCAUAACAGAUUUACAACUUUAAAUUGAUACUUGAAAAAUAAUUUAUAUUUUUCUUAUAUGGUUUGAGGAAGAGAUUCAUUUGUAAAAAGGCUUUAACAUUAUCAGCAUAAUUAAGGCAUUACAAAUUUAUUUCAUUAACUAAUCAAAUAAGUAUUAAGCUUAACUAGCAUUAGUUCAGAUCAAUAAUGCUUUCAUAUUGAUGCCUAGUUUAAUCCUAAAUGAUAACUAAUGAUUACUUUCCUCAAAGCAUCAUUAUUCUAAAUAUAUCCACACACUUAGUACGUGAAAAAAGGGAAUAAGAGUUGAAUGAAAAUAGUUGGAUUAAUAAUCCAAUUCAUAAUAUAUGAGGCGAAAGACAGAAUAAAUUAAAUAAUAAGACUCUUGGCGAUUGUCGUGCGGGGAAAAUAAACAUCGAAAUUCUAUUUCUAUUGCUCUAUUAUUGAUCGGGACUUGAUAUUUUUAUGAAACGGUAUCGCGUGAUUCACGCUGUUAAUAUUUUUUGUGUGACGUAAAAAAAUCGUAAUGUCGAUUGUAUUUGCAUGUGAAACGUCAGAUACUAUCGUGUAGCGCAUAUAUACAAAAUAAUAUACAUAUAUAUGAUCGAUUGUCGUGAUAUACGCUGUAUUUAAGAGCAUAAGUAAUUAUUUUUGAAUUUUCACCUAAAAUUGAUACACCAAAUUCCCAAUACGUCCAAAUUGUCUAGUCUAAUAAAUUAUUUAUAUUUUUAUGUAUGGAUUCUAAAAAUGUUUCAAGUUUCUUGAUAACUAGUUUAUUAUUCAUUUCUAAAUGUAGAAAUCGAUUCUCUGUAUUAAUGAUGCCUUCAUGCAAUGCAAAAAGUAAUCUAGUUAGAAUAGACAGACAGACAGACAGACAUACAAGGAAAAGUUGAGAUUGAAGAAUUGAUAUUAAAUUUAUACCAGUUUUCUUCAUUAAAAAAUCAUUUUAACUUUAUCUGAAAAAAAAAAAUGUUUCUAUUCUUAAAUUAUUUUUCAUUCAAAAAACCAGAUAUAUACAUUACUGUGUAUAUUCCAUGAGUUAUCAAAAUAUUAUUCAAUAUAAAUAAGUUUAUUUAUACAAGCUAAGUUGUUGACAAUGGGUUUUCAUCAACAUUUUACGGGAAGUAGCCCACCUGUUGAAUUUAGUGACCAUUUAAUAGUAAAGGUUCUGCUAUGACCUAACUCUUCUCUUUUUCAUUCCUUCUAUUCACUCUAUGUCUGUCUUUUAUUAUUUACAGUAAAUUAAAAACGUACGCAGAUAAUAUCAAUACAUAGAUUAAAUCCAUUUAUAUGCUUACGUCACUCUUAUAGAGUAAUCAAUUCUAGUCUAUACCUCUAUAUACAGCU
This is a messenger RNA of Chelonus insularis, 3493 nucleotides long. RefSeq names its product protein snail-like. The record is from RefSeq and is a predicted model, not a curated record. Bases 110 to 1687 code for a protein of 525 amino acids. Gene Ontology annotation, molecular function: RNA polymerase II cis-regulatory region sequence-specific DNA binding; DNA-binding transcription factor activity, RNA polymerase II-specific. The transcript is spliced from 4 exons. Lineage: Eukaryota; Metazoa; Arthropoda; Insecta; Hymenoptera; Braconidae. Gene Ontology annotation, biological process: regulation of DNA-templated transcription.